Molecule: messenger RNA, 7180 nt
Organism: Brassica rapa (field mustard)
Lineage: Eukaryota; Viridiplantae; Streptophyta; Magnoliopsida; Brassicales; Brassicaceae
Molecular function (GO): catalytic activity
Source: RefSeq, a predicted model, not a curated record
AUCGAUCGAUUGUUCUUCCUCUCGUCGACCUCUACAUGGUCAGCUCGGGUGAAAUGUCCUUUAAGCUGCAAAAUGCUCCAAAGUCAUAGCUUUACUCCGAAAUGCACCUGAACCUGAAAACAUACCUAGAAGAGUAGAAAACAUAGAUAUAUAUAUAUAGUAAAACACCUAUUUACUAUGGAUGAAAACGGGUCAAAUCCAAGGUAUAUCACAUCUACUGUUUACUUAAUGCAAUACUUUCUAUGAUUUUUACAUCAUGAGGAUCCACUAAAGCCCUAAUUGCCUGAAGGUUCCAAGUUUGGGAUUCCGAUUUGAUGAUCCGGAUAACUGUGUUGAAGGUUUUUGUUAGCUGAUCUCGGGCGAAAGGCUGGGAUCCAAAGAUCAUUCCAUACCGAAAUAGAUGAUCAUGUUUCCACCCUUUUAAUUAGUCCUUUACAAACCAAACAUCUAGCAGAUAUAAUACUCAUCUAGCCAUAUCACGGGGAGUAAGAGCGGAUCGGUUCUAGAGGUGAAGCAUUCCUAUAGUACUGUGCUUUGAAAACUCUAGCAAAAAGAGUAUUUGGCUUUUCGAUCAGCCUCCACAGUUGCUUUCCAAGCAUCACCGUGUUAAAAUCCAUAAAAUCCUUAAAACCUAGUCCACUAUUGUCUUUAGGCACACAUAACUUAUCCCAUGAUUUCCAAUGCAUGCCUUUUGUACUCCCUCCUAGACUCCACCAAAACUGAGCUACUGCACUCGUUAAUUUCUUUACUGUAGCUUUUGGUAACCGAUAAACAGACAUAUAAUAUGUACGUAUAAUAUACCUCCCAAAUUCUGUGUACAAUAAAGUGACUUAGCAAAUGUAUGAGAUAAAUGAAAAAUAAAAAUUAAUUAAGUAAAAAAAUUAUUAGGUUUAUAAAUUUGAUUAAUAUUGUUAAAAUAGUUUAAAUUUUCAAUAAGUAAUUUAUAUGACUACGCGAAUUCAUUUGAAAAUUCAAAAUAAAUUUUUUAAAGUUAUUUAAAUCUUAGGAGUGUUACGAAUAAGAUUACAUUUAAUAGAGAGUACCAAAUUCAAAUACAGUUACUAAUUCAACGAAGCAACGUGAUUUACAAUAAGACUAGUGGUUGCAUCCCUUAACAAAUAAUUGCAAUGCUCAGACAUUAUUGAAGUUAUUAACCUUCCAUAUAUUUUUUCCACUCAUAAAUGACAACAGUAAAUUCUUUUGGCAGUUUUUUGAACUUUGUCUAUUUCACUAUACUUAGAGGGAAGGAGAUCUUUUAUCUGUUACUUGAAAUCUUUUUAGUUUAUUAAAUAUUUUAUUUUCAAAGCAGAAUAUGUACAUCUAUGAUAUAUCAUGCAAAUUUUGUAUAUGAUCAAAGAAAUUAAUAAUAUUUGAUAUAAAUAAAAUAAAAUAAUUAAAUAAGUUAAAAUAAAAUAUAAUUGUUAAGCAUAAUAUUAUACUAAUGUUUUUAAACAAUUUAAUUUUUUAUUAAAGAACUUGUAUGUCCGCGCGAAUGCGCGGAUUUGUUUCCUAGUGUCAUAUAAUAUCACAUGUUCUAUGUUCUUUGUGCUCCAUCUUGUUAGUUUCAAACUCAAUUUUAUUGUUAUUAUACCUGUUAAAACUCUUUUUUACCAAGAAGCACAUAUGAUAUUUUUGUGUGUUUUUAUAAUGAAAGGUCUUAUUUUCCUAAUAAUAUUGUUUUAAGUUUGGAUAAAAAGUAACGUAAAAAGCGGCGAUGAGAAAUGCGAUCUAGGGUUACGAUGAUUCUACGGUAUUGGGAUCCUGGGAUUAGAGAGGAAGAGAGUUUAAUGGGUAGAUUGGAAUCGGAGAUUGGAAUUGGAGAUGGUACUUUUCAAGGACAGAAGGCUGAAGAUGGAAAUUCGAGAUUUUCUUUUGACUUUGGAUAGUUUGGUUUGAUCACGGUUACAAUGAAAAUGGGGAGUUUACGACAACUAAGGAUCACGGAGAUUCGGAUUUUGAUUUCGAUCCUCAUCAAGAUGAAAUCGAUUUGAUAUGAAGAGUCAGCUUCUGGGCAAUGCGGGGGAGGUGAAGAACGGAGAAGGAACUCGCAAACGUUUGAAGAUCUCGGUGCCCCAUUUCGAUAACUCAGCUCUCAUCAAGACCUUUUCCAAAACACUGAUUGGAAGAUGUAUGAAUCCGGAGGAGCAAGAGAUGAAGGCUCUGAUUUCGAAUCUUCCGAAAAUAUGGAAAUUGGAAGAGAGGGUAGUUGGUUCAAAUUUGGGUUUUGGUAGUUUCAGUUUGACCUCGAUAAGGAGGAGGACAUGGAGAGGGUUCUUAAGCUUCAAUCCUUUCAUUUUGAUUAUUGGAUGUUGUCCUUGGCGCGCUGGCAACCUAAGAAGUCCUUGCUCUACCCGUCGUAGAUAACCUUUUGGGUUCGAGUUAUAGGAGUUCCGGUGGAGUUCAAAACAGUACCCACUUUUGAGAGCAUUGGUGAGACCAUUGGAAGGGCGGUGGCUGUCGAUUUGGAUCAUUCUCGUGUUCAGGUGGUGGUCGAUGCUUUCAAAGAGCUUUGUUUCGAAACCACAGUAGACUUCACAGGCGGGGAGUUCUAUGAUGGUGAGGAAGUUCUGGUAUCGUUGCGUUACGAGAAGCUAUUUGGAUAUUGUCAAGUUUGCGGCAGUCUUUGUCAUAAAGACGAAGUAUGUUCGUUAGAUAUGAAGAACACCAAGAAGAGUCCAGAGAAGAAACAGGAAGGAAGAGAUGGAAGUGGUGCGUGGUAUGAUGGAGGAAAGUAUGAUGAUCGUGCAAGAAGUUAUAAAGGUGUGGUCAUCAAUGGGAACGCAAAUCAACGGAAUAAAGAAAGAGAAGGCCGGAGCAUUAUGGCAAGGGAAAGGGCAAAAUGGUGGAGGAAACAGAUUCUAAAUGGAUGAAGGUGUCAGAGAGAGGAAGUAAGAGAGCAUACAAUAACUGUGGAAAAUAUAGAGGAGAUGGGGAAGCUUCUCGUUAUAGACCUGCGUGGAGAGAGGAUACAAGGCUUGGCGCUCAAAGUGGAAAAAUUUGACCCUCUUCAGGAUAGGCUAGAGAGCAACAGCUUCAACGAGAUGUUCGUGAGGAAGUUCGUGAGCUGGACAAAGCUCAGGCUGAUGGAACGGAAGUAAUCUUGGAUCCUAUUGAUGCGGAUCAAGGGCUGGCAGCGGUCCUUGGUAUGCAGGAGGAUCAGGUAGAUUUAGAUGAUGAGGAUGUAAUGGACAUGGAUGAGAUUAAGGCUCAUUUACUUGAGAAUGGGAUAGAUAUGGAUGUAGAGGAUUUUCUAGAGAAGCUAUUGGAGGAAGAAAUUGAGGAAGUGGUCAAAGGACAGGAAGAGGAGCAAGGCCCGCCUGGAGGAGAUGUGGGGAAGAAGCAAGGUUUACGCAAGAGGCUAUUCAAGCCUACAAUAAGCACUGCGGGAAGCACUAAAAUGAGAGUGUUCAAUGCGCUUGCAUCACCACGUAAGCAAGCUGCAGCAAAGACAGGAGCACGACAGGGAGAUAACAGUAAGCAAACGAAGAGUAAGGGUACUUCAAACCCGAAACUUGGGCAUUAGAGGAUCUGAUUCAUGGAUAGAGUCUUCCUUCAAGAAUUUUCAAGCAGGCAGGGUCUGUCUUAUGAUUUAGUUUGCUUUCCGAUUUUAAUAAGCUUUAUGAGCACUUGCACCUUAUUUGUUUCUAAGAGUAGUAUGAGUCUGGUUUUAUCUGCGUUUUUAUGGUUGCUGUUAAUGGCUUUCCUUGAGGUAAAGCAAUGGAAUAAUAAAAGAGUCUUGCGUUAUUGGUAUUUUCGGCUAUUCAUGGUAACGUGCAUUUGUAAUCGACUUGAUCAUCUAUGUGGAUAUAGGAAUAUGAUGUGGGAUAAUGGUAUAAUUGGUAUGAAAUGGAAUCAGAGAUAUAGUGGUCUUGUGGUAAGAAGGAGCCGUAUGUUAAGUUCGUUAGGUCUCAAGAAUGUUCUUGUCCAGUGGUGGCAAAUGCAAUUAGGGGUUCUUGGUUUUGUUAUUUUGGCAACUGUGAUCAAUGACUGCCCCAUUAACCAGUUGUUAUUUUUCUAUCAUUAUAUUGUUGGCAUAAAGUGGAAUGUGUUAGUUUUGGUAUGUUGUCAUCUUGGUAGAGUAAGACCUAUUUUGCUUAUAUACGCUCAAUGCUCGGAGAGAUUUUGGUUUACUGGAUAUGGCUUUGCAGGUUUCUUUUUAGGGAUAUCUUGGGGAGUAUGGACUAUCCUCUUAUAUGUGAAACGGUGUGGGAGCGUUGUUUGUCUUUGGUAUCAUCAAACCAUGAUCAGAUACAAUCUGGAUGGAGAGGAUCAAAUUAUGAUACCCGUGAGAUGAGAGAUGACGGGUUUUGCUCAAAGCAAGGAGAUAGUGAGAAUUGGUGUUUUGGUGAAACAAGCUGGUUUGAUGUAGCUAUUAACUGUGACGAUAGAGUUGUAUCUUUAUUUAUGGUAUAUAAUUUUUGGUUUUUGCGGUUUUUGAGAUUGCCGAUUUCCUUUAAAUUAUGGAAGCGGUUUUCAUUGAUCUGGAGGCUAAGUGAUACAAAUUGGAUAGUACCAUUAGAAUCAUUUUGGAUUUUUAUGAGAUAGUUCAGGUCACAAAGAAAGGAAAAUAGUCGGACUGUGGAAAUAUGGUAUCAUUACACCCGUCGACUUGGCUCUCCGGAGCAAAUAAAGAACAAAUUUUUUUAAUGAAGUUAGAAUUGCCGAGGAAUGGGAAGUAAGUGGACUAUAAGCUCUUUGAGCGAGAUAAGGCAUAAACAUAAACCGGAUUUUUUAUUUUUAGCAGAAACAAAGCAAGAUUCAGAGUUUGUCCAAAACUUUCAAGCUCACUUUGGAUUUGAUAAUCUGGUCAUAGUAGACCCAGUGGGGAGAAGUGGGGGGUUAAGUUUUUUUUAUAAUAAUGAGUAUAAGGUUAAGGUAUUAUAUUCUAGCAACUGAAUGAUUGAUGUGGAAGCGGAGGCUUUGGGCAAAACGGCUUAUCUUACUUUUGUGUAUGUGGAUCCAGUUCAAAAAAAUGCGGGAACAAGUGUGGGAACGGUUAACUAGAUAUGGACUGUCGCGAUCCGAACCAUGGUUCAUUAUUGGUGAUCUCAAUGAGAUUACUGGAAAUCAUGAAAAAGAUAGAGGAUCUAUGAGGGGUGCGGAUUCUUUUAUUCCUUUUAAUAACAUGAUAAGAAAUAGUGGUUUAUUAGAAUUUUCGGCUAGGGGAAACAAAAUGUCAUGGCAAGGGAGAAGAGGAAAAGGGAAAGGGGCAGUGAUGGUUAGAUGUCGUUUAGAUCGUGCUUUAGCAAAUGACGAGUGGCAUACUCUAUUUUCAUGUUCUUUUACAGAGUAUCUUGGGAUGGUGGCUUCUGAUCAUCGGCCAGUGGUGGCUUAUUUAGAAGAUAAAGUUCACAGGAGGAAAGGACAUUUUCGGUUCGAUAAGAGGUGGAUUGGACAAACGGGUCUUCUGGAAUCAAUUACUAUGGGUUGGAUAGACAAUAACGAAGGAAAAGUAGAAGGGGGAGCAGAGAGUAUAGUGGCAAAAAUUAGUAAUUGUCGUCAUGAAAUUGCUAAAUGGCGUAAAAAUAAUCCACCUUUUGGAAAAGAAAAAAUAAAUGUGUUACAACAAGCACUUGAAGAGGUACAAACAGAUAAUACCAGGUCUCAAGAGGAUAUUUUGGAGGUGUCUAGGAAGUUACACGAUGCAUAUAAGGAUGAAGAAGAUUACUGGCACCAGAAAAGCAGGAACAUGUGGUAUUCAUCUAGGGAUCUUAACACAAAAUUUUAUCACACUUUAACUAAGCAACGGCGGGUUCGUAACAGAAUUGUUGGACUGCAUGAUGCUGAUGGGAAUUGGAUUACAGAGGAUAAUGGUGUGGAAAAGGUGGCAAUAGACUAUUUCGAAGAUGUAUUUAGUACCACCUCCCCAUCGGAAUUCGAUAGUUUCUUGACAGAGGUUACACCGGGUAUCACUCCUCAGAUGAAUCAACGUUUGUUGAGGCUAGCGACGGAUGAGGAGGUUAAAGAGGCUUUGUUUAUGAUGCACCCAGAAAAGGCGCUAGGACCGGACGUCAUAACAGCUCUAUUUUUCCAACACUAUGGGCAUAUUAUAAAGAAUUAUUUGGUAGGAAUGGUGAAUAAUUUCUUGGUUUUGGGAGCAAUGGAUACACGAUUAAAUAUUACUAAUAUCUGUAUGAUCCCAAAAACUGAGAAACCUACAAGGAUGACGGAAUUGAGGCCAAUCAGACUCUGUAAUUCCACGAAGAUGAUGUUUUACAGAUGGCUCAUGGAAAGAGGGUGAUACCUUUUCAGGACAAGGUUGGUUCAGCACCUUAGAAGGAUUUGAUGGAUUGUUGUGGGAGAGGAAUGUUAGGGCUAGUCUCUCUCCCCUUCAUGCGAAGAUGUAAGCGCUACUCUGGGCAAUGGAAUGUAUGAGGAUUUACGUCAAUUUCAGGUUACGUUUGCAACGGAUUGUUCUCAAUUGGUGAAGAUGGUUUCAGAACCAGAAGAAUGGCCAGUUUUUGCAAAUUAUUUAGAAUAUGUCAAGAUCCUGAAAGAGAGUUUCACCCGAUCAACGAUUAUCUAUGUACCAAAGACGCAAAAUUUAAUGGCGGAUAGACUAGCAUACAGUGUUAGGAAGUAACCGUCUUUUGUCGUUCAGAUGGAUGCAGAUCAUCCGGUUUGGUUUACAGAGUCAGUAUGAGUCUGUAUACGUUUAUGACAAAAAAUAAUAUAUAUAUAUAAUGAAAGGUACUCCCGUAAAAAAAUUGUUUUUAGAAAACCCUUUAAAUUUUAAUGAUGGUAUGUUUCAUUCGCCAUUAACCUGAUAAAAUAUAAUGAAGACAUAAAAAUAUUAAUUUAUAUAUAUAUAACAAAAUAAAGUGUAGGAGUAUUAUAUAUUAUAUAAAUAUAUGAUAGGUUGAAUCAGUGAAUAAAAGCAUAACAAGACUUUUAGCGGUAAGUGGUUACAUAAUAGUUCAACAAGAAAGCAAAAAGCAAUAAGAUAACGUGGUUAAAAAACUAAGAAAAUCAUUUUAAUUGUAGCUUUUGAUACUGUUUUUGUGAUUGGUAACAAUGAAAAUGGUACAACUUACUGAAACAGUAAAAACUUACUAAUCAAAACAAAUAUAAAGAUUAAAAAAACAAAAAAUAUCUAUUUUGUGAAAUAUAUUAUAUAUAUUGGUUCAGUUAUAUAAUAUUAUAUUUCAAAAAUGCUUUUAAUUAACAAAAAUAAAUUAUA